AUGGGCCAAACCCAGAACGUUGAAGAAGGUGCUCCACCCAUCACUCCGCCUGAAGUGGAGGUGAACCGUCGGCGAAAGGACUAUCUGCACCGCUUGGGGAUCCAAAAGGAUCACGAGAAGUUUGCUGGCUACCAGCCUCCUGUUCCACCGACUGCCACCGCUGAGGCACCGGACAGGCUUCAGCACUCAGAGGAACCGGGGGAGAAGGAGGGCGAGGAUUUUGAAAUGAAUGCACUGGACUUGAAGAGCCAAGACGACUUCAGGGUGAACUUUCUCCGCAAGCUUUCCUACUCGCAGGUGUGGGUGCCACAGGCGCAGAAGUCACCGCAACAUCAGACGGUGAUCAUCUUCGACUGGGAUGACACGCUUCUUUGCACAUCAUUUCUCAAUCUCCGCCAGGAGCAUGGGCUCUCCCAUGCCGUGGAACGAUGCUUGAAGGAAAUCGAGUCGGCUUCGAAGAAGCUUCUGCAACUUGCCCAGCGCAUGGGCCACACCUUCAUCAUCACGAACGCCAUGAGCGGUUGGGUCGAGUACAGUGCAGCGAAGUGGGCUCCCGGCAUGUUGGACGUGCUUCAGAGAAUUCGGGUCAUCUCUGCGCGCACCAAGUUCGAGCCAGAAUUUCCCGGUGAGGUCGGAAAGUGGAAAGAAAAUGCUUUCCUUGAGGUGCAAAAGCAGCUAGAUAACGAGAUCAUCACCAAUCUGAUUUCCGUAGGCGACUCGAACUUCGAGAUGGAUGCCCUGCACGUCAUGGGCAAGCAGUUUGCGCAGGCUCUCGUAAAGACCAUCAAGUUCAGGGAGAACCCAUCGCCAGAAGAACUUCUGAAGCAGUUAGAACUUGUGACGCAAAAGUUCGAGAAGAUCGUGGAGAAUGCCCGCAACCUGAAGAUUGGAUUGGAGAGAAAGUGGGUUGGGAACCCGCAUGCCGCCUGA
Molecule: messenger RNA, 930 nt
Organism: Symbiodinium sp. CCMP2592
Lineage: Eukaryota; Dinophyceae; Suessiales; Symbiodiniaceae
Source: the annotation of a GenBank genome assembly